AUGCAGAGGCUAGAAUCAAUGGCCCUUCCAUCGGUUAACCCUAAGUUAUGGGUACGCUAUGUAGACGACGCAGUUGUUGUCGUUAAAAACGACCAUCUUGAAGCACUCCAUAAAACCAUUAACUCAACCAUCCCGGGCAUUCAGUUCACGCUCGAGAAGGAGGUUACCAACAAACUCGCAUUUGUCGAUGUUCUCGUACGGCGAAAUGCUGACGGAACAUUACAAGCGUCCGUCUACCGCAAAGACACGUACGCGGAAGUUAUUCUUAACUAUGAGAGCAACAACCCCAUCUCUCAAAAAGAAGUGCAGUCAACAGUCUGA
Molecule: messenger RNA, 321 nt
Organism: Dibothriocephalus latus
Lineage: Eukaryota; Metazoa; Platyhelminthes; Cestoda; Diphyllobothriidea; Diphyllobothriidae
Source: the annotation of a GenBank genome assembly